AUGAUUCUUGUACAGUACUGGGCUCAACAAAUGGGAGGUUCUAGACUACAAGAGUGGACUCCGAAACAUAAGUAUGCAGUGGUGGAGUGGCAGAGAACAUAUAGGACUAGAAAGGUGGUUGGCAAAUGGGUGGAGAGACCUAUCAUUAGUAGAUCAGUUCCAGCAACCCCUACUAAGUCUUCCUCAAAGCAGGAAUCUUAUGGUAUGCUUUACCAUGGGGGAGAUGACUUUUCGGGCGACCUUGGUGAUCACAGGGUGACUCCACUGCACCUGCUGAAGUCCCUGAGUCAAAAUGAUUAUAUAUGUCAAUGGGUCCCAAAGACCAAAGCAUAUCUUGACAUACUCCUUGAAAGAGAGGUUCCAUCAGAUAGAACCCAGCACCAGAGGCUUCCCUUCCAUCGGGUAAGCCAAUGGACAGGCUUGUUUUUUGAGGAAAGUUGCUUGGUCAAGAGUGGGAUGGUGAUCUGGCUGGGGCAUGGAGGAAAUGCUUGCCCAUGGGACGAUGAUGUAGGGGAGUCAGCUCUGUUCACUACAGGGGAAGGAAGUUCUGAUGUUUCGGAUGCCAAAAGCACAUCAGAUGAACCAAAUGCCGAGCCGAGUGCAAAGGAGGCUCAUGACCUACCAACUGGCAUGCCGUUCAUUAAGAACAACAAGGCCAUGACAACAAUAGUCGACAAGUCUGGAGUACAUACCCACAUCAUCAAGUAUUGCACAUGCCCAGAGGCUGCCGCCACCGAUAUACAGUUGUUUCACAUGGGUUUGUUUCCGGCAUCAUUCAUAGAACCAAAGACAGCAUUUACCUUCGAUGUCUUGAAUGACUUCUUACUCGACAACCUGGAGUGCGGGACCUUGGCGAUGAAUUAUUACAGCAAGUUAAGGAGGAUGACCACGAGCAUCUUUCCUCACUUGGUGCUGGACCAUUACCGGGAGCUCAUGAGGGUGGCAAGACAAUGGCGGAAGUUGAAGCUCCUGAAGUGGAAUGGCUUCGGCCAUGAGGAAAAGGAAAUCAGACCCGGCAAUCUAGCCCUCUUCUGUCCAGCCUGUCCCCAGCCAGGAAUAAACGUCACAAUCACUGCCAGAGGCACUGCCGAGGACAUCGAUGCUAACAAUGGAUCUGAUCAAGAGACUCCAAGUUGGUUAUACACAAGAUCACUUGUCAUGGACAGAAACUUCAAAGCUGAGCAUCUCCAUGCCACAAAUCCUGCCGAUGAAGUGUCUCUCAUGGACAGCCGUGGAUUCAUGGUUGGCAAUGCCAUGUACAAGGAGCAUUUGGCCAUUGCCAAGGAUGCCGUGCAACGAUCGGAGUGCAACAACCACCAUGCCGUCAAUUUGGCAAAUGCAUCUCGUCAGAGAUUGGAGGCGACCGGCAUCAGCGGAUGUGCAUGUGUGAGGCAUGGUUGUUUUGUCCCGCACGCCAUGUACACAUUAUCGCCAACCGCCAACAGACAGAUGAACAUGGAUUAUGCUCUGUGCGAGGCAUUGAAGCUCAACGCCGAGGGCAUCCACCGCGUAUUGACCUUCUAUGAUGUGAACUGUCAGUACCAUAAGCACCUACAGGACUGCAUCGCUGACAGUCCAUUGCUGAAGAUGCAUCCGGAGCUGGAAAUCACCCCCGGCAUCGGACUAUGGCAUGUCCAUGGCCAUCCAGACAGCUGCUAUGUCAGAUAUGCCUCCAAUUUCAUACAAGGCGCAGCCAGAAUUGACGGCGAGAUCAUGGAGACAUUAUGGGUGCCGUUAAAUAUAAUCUCACCGGCGGCCCAUGGCAUGGGAACUCCUCACCGAAAAGAAUGCCUGGAUUACCAAAUGAAUGAUUGCAACUUCAUGAAAAUGAUCAGAAUGAGUGGGUGUCUCAUUUAUCCUUUACAUGAAUUUGAAAGCGGAGACCGUACAGGCAAAUCACUUUGCCACAAAUACAAGGAAGCUAUGAAAGGGGUCGCCGACAGCAACAUGGCAUUUGAGCGGCUUGAUGAGACCACCGAUGCCAAUAAAGUCAAAGAUUGGGAGGCCGAGGAGAGGUUGGCACAUGAACAGUGGCGCCAUGAUCCAACAGCAAUGGACAUUUAUGAAGUUCAACUACGCAAAGCGCCGACAAGAAAACAGCAAGAGUUACAGUUGUUAACGGCGCAAGGCCGGCGGCCUGGCGAGGCGCGCCGGAGAGGUGCGGCAACAUGGCUGGCAGAGGGCCUUGGUAUCGAGGAAGCCCAGGUCACGCUGCAGAUGGAUGUUAGAAAGCUUGGACAUUGGUCAACAGAUACUCAAGCAAUAAUUCUUGGUGAGGAAUUAGGCGACAAUGACAUACAGAUCAUGCAACCAGAUCUGCUAAUACUUCAAGAAGAGGCUGAAGAAGAUAUGGAUGUUGAGCUUAGAGCAUUUGAGCUGGAGAGAGGGGUAAUUCCUUUGCCUUCCAAUUUGGGGCUAGAGAAAUGUGCAACCCUCGGCAUUGCUGAUAUCGCCGAUCAGGAACUCACGCUCCGGCAAGGUCAGGCAAAUGAUGCCCUGCACCACAUCAGGGUGCAUUUGGCUGACAAGGCAGUCAUUUUCCGGAAGACUGUCAGAGUAGCAAAACUCGGCGCAGACGAUGCACUGCUCAAGAGAUACCAACCGUUGACAAGGGAGCAUCUCAAGGUCAGUACUGCCGUCGCCAAUCCAAAUUCAAGAGGGCAGAGGAACAAUGUGCUAGCUUGGUUUUGGUCAUUGGAUGUGGAAGGGGACUCCAACAGCAGUGACUGGCUGAAUGAGUUUUACUGGCUUCGUGCCAAGGCUAUGAGAGACCGAUGGGCAGAAGAGUUGUUGCUUGUUCAGCAUGAAAUGGAUUGGACAUGCAACUUUUUGCUCCAGAAGGCUGAUGAAUGGAUCUGUCUCGGUGCCAUCUCGAAGCUCGCCCAGAAGCAUGGACAUGUGGCAUACUCGGAGAGGCAGUGCAAAAUCUAUCAAUGUCUCUUCGGAGAGGCAAGUGAUUCAUUCAACCAGGCGAUGGCUGCAUGUCCACCGGUGUAA
This is a messenger RNA of Suillus discolor, 2997 nucleotides long. RefSeq lists its product as uncharacterized. The record is from RefSeq and is a predicted model, not a curated record. NCBI's taxonomy places the organism in Eukaryota, Fungi, Basidiomycota, Agaricomycetes, Boletales, Suillaceae. The transcript is spliced from 10 exons. Bases 1 to 2997 code for a protein of 998 amino acids.